Molecule: messenger RNA, 13390 nt
Organism: Alligator mississippiensis (American alligator)
Lineage: Eukaryota; Metazoa; Chordata; Crocodylia; Alligatoridae
Gene: MYO9A
Product: myosin IXA
Exons: 43
Coding region: 588-8594 (2668 amino acids)
Biological process (GO): intracellular signal transduction; positive regulation of GTPase activity
Cellular component (GO): myosin complex
Molecular function (GO): protein binding; microfilament motor activity; ATP binding
Source: RefSeq, a predicted model, not a curated record
GCGGAACGUGCUGCUGAGGGCUGAUUUGACUUUCAGAUUCUUUUCUCUGACACUGUUUUGUGGAACAAUUGUUUCGCCUUCCCAUUUCAGUCUGCACUGAAAGCAGGAGAGAGCAGAAAGUGGCAGAGAGAGUGGGACAAAAUGCAUGUUCAUUUUACAGUUAAUUGAGAGCUGCCUGCAAUUGUAAUGUGCAGAUGUCGAAAUCUGUACAAAGAGUUGAGGGACUCUAAAACAAGCCGGUUUGUGCUGUAGCCGAGUUGGUGCGUGUUCUGGAAACGAGAUGUCAUAGCAGCAGAGACGCAGCUCGGAACUGGCAUUUGCAAGGAAGCUGAAAAGAAGAAAUGCUUUAUACUGAACUGCUGCUGGUGUUUGCUGAUCUAGCUUUUUCAUGCUAAAGGUUAUCGGUAUCUGCAAGUCCACGAGGAAAAUAUUAGCAGUUUCAGUAAUGAGCCUGAAGGGAAUUUUGCUGAAUACCGAAGACUGUGGGAAAUGAAUGAGAUGCAGAAGGUUUGGGGAACUUGAUGUCAUGACGGCAUACUGGACUGUUCUAAAGAUGCACUGCAGGUACUGAUGGGAAGGGGUCCAAUAUGAGUGUGAAUGAUGCUGGAGGAAGACGACGCUUUGAGGACAGUGAGUUCACAUUACACAUAUACCCUGGGAACAUUGCUGAAGGGACUAUCUAUUGCCCCAUUACUGCCAGAAAAACUUCAACAGCUGCUGAGGUGAUAGACUCUCUCAUUAAUAAACUCCAGCUAGACAAAACAAAAUGUUAUGUCCUAGCAGAGGUGAAGGAGUUUGGUGGGGAGGAAUGGAUUCUCAACCCUACGGACUGCCCAGUCCAGCGCAUGAUGUUGUGGCCCCGCAUGGCACUUGAGAACCGACUGAGCGGGGAGGAUUAUCGCUUCCUUCUGCGAGAGAAGAAUCUAGAUGGGUCAAUUCAUUAUGGCAGCCUCCAGUCCUGGUUACGGGUGACGGAAGAGCGUCGCAGGAUGGUGGAACGUGGAUUCCUUCCUCAACCACCGCAGAAGGACUAUGAUGACCUUUGUAGUUUACCAGACUUAAAUGAGAAAACGCUCUUGGAAAAUCUUCGAAACCGCUUUAAGCAGGAAAAAAUUUAUACUUAUGUAGGUAGUAUCCUAAUAGUUAUCAAUCCAUUCAAGUUUCUCCCUAUUUACAAUCCGAAGUAUGUCAAAAUGUACGAUAACCAUCAGCUUGGAAAGCUGGAGCCCCAUAUUUAUGCUGUGGCUGAUGUGGCCUACCAUGCAAUGCUUCAGCGCAGGAAGAACCAAUGCAUUGUCAUUUCAGGAGAAAGUGGGUCAGGGAAAACACAGAGCACAAACUUUCUGAUUCAUCACCUCACUGCUCUCAGCCAGAAGGGAUUUGCUAGCGGAGUAGAACAGAUUAUUCUUGGAGCUGGACCAGUGCUUGAGGCAUUUGGAAAUGCAAAGACAGCACAUAACAACAACUCAAGUCGCUUUGGCAAAUUCAUUCAAGUGAAUUACCAGGAGACAGGCACAGUGCGGGGAGCUUAUGUUGAAAAGUAUCUGCUGGAGAAAUCCAGGCUAGUUUAUCAGGAACACAAUGAGCGGAACUACCAUGUGUUUUAUUACCUCCUGGCAGGAGCGCGUGAGGAAGAAAGAUCUGCAUUCCACCUUAAACAACCUGAGGAGUAUCAUUACCUCAAUCAGAUGACAAAGAAACCUCUCAGACAGAGCUGGGAUGAUUAUUACUAUGACUCUGAGCCGGAUUGCUUCUCUGUUGAAGGGGAAGAUUUGAAGCAUGACUUUGAGCGCUUACAGCUGGCCAUGGAGAUGGUGGGGUUUCUUCCCAAGACUCGCAGGCAAAUUUUCUCUCUCUUAUCUGCAAUCCUACACCUGGGUAAUAUCUGUUACAAGAAGAAAACAUAUCGGGAUGAUUCAAUAGACAUUUGUAAUCCUGAAGUUCUACCAGUUGUCUCAGAGCUACUAGAGGUGAAAGAAGAGAUGCUGUUUGAAGCGCUGGUUACCAGAAAGACGGUGACAGUGGGAGAGAAGCUCAUUUUACCAUACAAACUAGCAGAGGCUGUGACAGUACGAAAUUCCAUGGCUAAAUCAUUAUACAGUGCUCUGUUUGAUUGGAUAGUUUUUCGAAUUAAUCACGCGCUUUUGAAUGCAAAGGAUGUGGAAGAAAGCACCAAGACAUUGUCCAUCGGGGUACUUGAUAUCUUUGGAUUUGAAGAUUAUGAAAAUAACAGCUUUGAACAAUUCUGCAUUAACUUUGCUAAUGAACGCUUACAGCACUAUUUUAACCAGCACAUCUUUAAACUAGAGCAGGAGGAAUAUAGAGCUGAAGGCAUCAGCUGGCACAACAUAGACUAUAUAGAUAACUCUGGCUGCAUAAACCUCAUCAGCAAGAAACCAACAGGCCUGCUCCACCUGCUGGACGAGGAAAGCAAUUUUCCACAAGCCACAAACCAGACGCUACUGGACAAGUUUAAACGUCAGCACGAGGGGAACUCUUACAUUGAAUUUCCAGCUGUGAUGGAGCCUGCUUUUAUCAUAAAGCACUAUGCUGGAAAAGUAAAAUAUGGCGUGAAGGAUUUCCGGGAGAAAAAUACAGAUCAUAUGCGUCCAGACAUCGUAGCCCUACUGAGAAGCAGCAAGAAUGCCUUCAUCUGUGGGAUGAUAGGGAUUGAUCCAGUGGCUGUAUUCCGCUGGGCAGUCCUCAGAGCUUUUUUCAGGGCUAUGGUCGCUUUUCGAGAAGCUGGAAAACGAUAUAUUGAGAAGAAAACUGGGCAUGAUGAUGCAGUGCCAUGUGCGGUUUUGAAAAGUGUGGAUAGUUUUAGCUUUCUCCAUCACCCAGUCCAUCAGAGGAGCUUAGAGAUCCUGCAGAGAUGCAAGGAGGAGAAGUACAGUAUUACCAGGAAAAGCCCAAGGACACCUCUUUCAGAUCUUCAGGGAGUCAAUACUAUUAAUGAAAGGACUCACCGCGAUGCCUAUGGAGUUGGCUGGAAUGCCAGGAUGGCAAUCCGACAGGGCAGACUCUCCAGUCCUAGUUCCUUCCUAGACAAAGAUGGGAUAUUUGUUAAUUCAACCAACAGCAAGCUAUUGGAGAGGGCCCAUGGGAUUCUCAUGCGAAACAAGAACUUCAAAGCUAAACUCAGUCUUCCAAAGCACUUGUUGGAUGUGAAAUCUCUGAAGCACCUAACCAACCUGACCCUGCAUGAUCGCAUUACAAAGUCUCUUCUCCAUCUCCAUAAGAAGAAGAAACCCCCCAGCAUCAGUGCACAGUUUCAGGCAUCACUUAACAAGUUGAUGGAGACACUUGGUCAAGCAGAGCCUUAUUUUGUCAAGUGCAUUCGAUCUAAUGCUGAAAAGCUGCCUCUGAGAUUCAAUGACAACCUGGUGCUUAGGCAGCUGAGAUACACAGGAAUGCUGGAAACAGUUCGUAUUCGGCAGUCAGGCUACAGCUGCAAAUAUUCCUUCCAGGACUUUGUGGAUCAUUUUCAUGUUCUUCUACCACAAGGAGUCAGCCCAUCUAAGCGCAACAUCCUUGACUUCUUCAGGAAAAUAAAGCUCAACUCAGACAAUUACCAAGUUGGGAGAACAAUGGUUUUUAUGAAGGAACAGGAGCGACAGGUUUUACAAGGCCUGCUGCAUGAGGAGGUGCUCCGGAGAAUUACUCUCCUUCAGCGCUGGUUCCGCACAAUGCUGUACAGGAGGCAGUUCUUGAACCUGAGACAAGCAGCAGUGAUCAUACAAAGAUGUUGGCGUAGCUAUCAGAAUAGAAAGCAAGCCAAAGCUUCCCUGGUUGACCCCCUUGUUCUCAGCAAUGCAGCAGUCAUUCUCCAGUCCUACUGGCGAGCUUAUUUGGAGAGGCGAAAAUUCUUGCAGAUGCGGGUUGCAGCUUUCAUCAUUCAGAACUGCUGGCGGGAGCACUGUAGGCGCAAGCAUGCUGCAGCCAUGUGCAUUCAGGCCGGAUGGCGAGGAUACUGUGCAAAGAGACUCUACAAGGCCAAGAAAAAACAAAUCAUCCUGCUGCAGGCUGCGUGUAGGGGAUACAUAGUACGACAAAGGUUUAGAGCUUUAAAAGAGCAGAGAUUAAAAGAGACACAGCUGGAGAAUGGAUUAUCAGUUACAGAAGAGGAUGGACUGGAAGUGGACGGUGCUUUGAAAAUUAAGGGCUCAGACCCAUCUAAAUGGGAGGAUGGCUCAUUUGAAGAGCGAGUGAGAGCCAUAGAGGAGCAUAAAUCGCUGAUAGAAAAUAACCGGGUGAAUCAUACAGAUCCAUUGGAUGGCCCUGAGAAUUUAUUGCACAAAAGGCAUGAGAGGGCUAGCAGCCAAGAUGGUGUGGACAUUGAAGAGGAAAUAGCUGUAAGAGAGAGACCCAAAUCCCUGGAGGAUCUCAACCAAAAAAAAGUGGUCCGGGCAAAAAGAGAAAGCCGAAGAAUGCGUGAACUGGAACAGGCAAAAUUUAGCUUGGAGUUGUUGAAAGUUCGUUCUAUUGGAGGAAUGUCUCCCUCCGAGGAGCAUCGGUGGUCCAUGGAGCUUGUAUCUGAGCACCCUCAUUCUUCUCAAGGAACCCCAGAGAGUGAAAGCUCUCAGGGGAGCUUAGAGAUGUUAAGCUGUGAGGACACUCAGAGUAAACUUGAUUCCCUAGUUUUAGGUGAGCAAAAUGUGCAAUCAGUCUCCACGGAGACCCAGGACUCUUUACUUGGCAGUCCUAAGCAUGAUUUGCAGGACAAAUCUUUCUAUGCAGCAGAUGUAAACAGCAAUUUAUCAAAUAGAAAAAGGACGCCUUCGAGCUCCGAAGUAACAGAGAGCCAUGUUUCUACAGAGCGCGUGGUCUGUGAUCCCCAGAACAUUUUCUAUAAGAUGCAUCCAAGAGAGUCCUUUAUUUCUAGUAAUCUGCCUACCUUCUACAUGCCACCACAGGACAACCUGAAAAUAAAUCAGUCACUGAUGGAGAAUAAUCUGAGGAACAAACUAAUGGAGAAGGAAGAAAGAUUGGUCAUAUUUCCUGGGGUCAGGAAGGACACUGAGCCAGACAAGGGCACGGCAUUGAAUUCAGAGAGUGGAGUGAAGCCUCCUGUCAAAACAGAGGAAAGCGUAGCUUCACUUGCACCCGAGGCACAUUCGGCAGACUCUGUUAUCAAAAGGCUGGAAAAGCUGAACGUGGAGAAGGAGGAGCGACAAAAGCAGCUGCAGCUCCAGAGGGAGAAAGAGAUGAUGGAGCAGAUCCGGCAGCAGAAGGAAAUUCUGGAGAAAGAACGCAAAGCUUUCCAGCAACUUGAGCGACAAGGGAAGGGGGAGACCUUGCAAAGGACUGAGCCAAACAGGGUCAAGGAGUCCUCUCUCAGGCUACUGAAAAAAACAGCAGAUACCAGGCCUCAGUCUCUCUUCAUCCUGAACCCCCAGAACAAGGUGGAACACUGCCUGGCCCCAACCACAACACCCACUUCAUCAGUAGACAUUAAAGGGCUCACUGUUGCAAAGAAAGGGAGCUCCCCUGCCCAUAGUGCCCAAAAAGACAGGCCUGUCAGCAUGUUCAUGGAGCGAAAAGAAGGUCAACCAGGAACGACCCAAGAAUCGGCUGGAACAGAUAAAUGGCAUUCGAAACUGGCUGUGGAAUCGAGGGACCUCCCAAGCAGCCAACUUGGAAGGACAGAGCGCCUCAGGCAGCCCCGAAUCCCAAAUCAGAGUGUUGAUGGCUCUUCUAGCGAGACAAGGGCAAGUGCUAUUUUCUUCACACCGAAAGACAGCCAUUUUAGUCUUCAUUUCAACAAGGAGUCUUCAAAUCAAUGCCUUUCAAAAGAUGAACUACCUAGGAAGCCACUAAAUGUUCCUGGGCCAGGCCGAGGGGAGCAGGUUGCCCGACCGGCCCAUAAAAAGAAAGCCCGCAUGGCGCGGACGCGCUCCGAUUUCUUGACUAGAGGUACUUUUGCAGAUGGGGAGGGGGAUACGGAGGAAGAUGAUUACGAUGACAAUUUUGAGUUCCUUCUCUCCUCUGACCAACCUACUCACCCUGAGCCAGGGCCUACAGCCAGACUUGGGCAGGCCUGUCACAGUGACUCCGAAAUGAUAUCACAGCGAUUUGCAUCGGGCGAAGGCCAAACCAGACUUCAUAAAACAAUGUCUCAGGGAGAGAUUGGGAAGCUGGCCACUGUUCAGAAGAAUCUAGCUCCAGAUGGCAGGCCUCAACGAGCCAAGAUGAAAUUCUGGACAAAAGGAAAACAGGGAGAGAAAAAAACUCCCAGAGAGAAGCUGGCUACCCAGUCCGAGCUGCUUGAGCUGUACGCAGAGCAGGAGGCAUCAGGCAGAGAGAUGAUUCCUGGACUACAGCUUGGAGAAGACCUGGGCCCACAUCAUCUGACACCCCCACGGAGCCCAGAGCUGUCAGGCAUCUACAGAAGGGAAUUCAAGGAGAACAAAGAACCAUCUCCCAAAGUGAAGCGCAAGCGCAGUGUGAAGAUCAGCAACGUGGCCCUGGAGCCAGUGCAGUGGCAGAAUGAUUCUCUUCAGAUCAUAACCAGUGCCAGUGACUUGAAAAGCAUGGAUGAGUUUCUCCUGAAAAAGAUGAAUGAUUUGGAUAAUGAGGACAGCAAAAAGGACACCCUUGUAGAUGUUGUGUUUAAGAAAGCAUUGAAAGAAUUCAGGCAAAAUAUCUUCAGCUUUUACUCAUCGGCUUUGGCGAUGGACGACGGGAAAAGCAUCCGGUAUAAAGACCUGUAUGCCUUGUUCGAGCAAAUUCUGGAAAAGACCAUGAGGCUUGAACAGAGGGACUGGAGUGAAUCGCCUGUCAAAGUCUGGGUCAAUACCUUUAAAGUAUUUCUGGAUGAAUAUAUGAUAGAAUACAAGCCUCUGGAUUAUGCUGCUGUGAAGCCCUUACAGGUGCCAAAAACGGAGAGAAAAAAGAGAAGGAAAAAAGAAGCAGAUGUGGUAGAAGAACAUAAUGGUCACAUCUUUAAGGCAACCCAGUACAGCAUUCCCACUUACUGCGAGUACUGCUCCUCCUUGAUCUGGAUAAUGGACAGAGCUUCUGUUUGUAAAUUAUGUAAGUAUGCUUGUCACAAGAAGUGCUGUCUUAAAACUACAACCAAGUGCUCCAAAAAGUACGAUCCAGAACUUUCCUCGCGACAAUUUGGGGUUGAGCUCUCCCGGCUGACCAGUGAAGAGCGAGCGGUGCCAGUAGUGGUAGAGAAGCUCAUCAACUACAUUGAAAUGCAUGGGCUGUACACCGAAGGCAUUUAUCGGAAGUCUGGCUCCACCAAUAAAAUCAAGGAGCUCCGCCAAGGGCUUGACACAGAUAUUGACAACGUGAAUCUAGAUGACUACAACAUUCACGUCAUUGCCAGCGUGUUCAAACAGUGGCUGAGAGAUUUGCCUAAUCCUCUCAUGACCUUCGAACUCUAUGAGGAAUUCCUGCGAGCUAUGGGCCUGCAGGAGAGGAAGGAAACCAUCCGAGGUGUGUACUCUGUCAUCGAUCAGCUCUCUCGGACCCACCUCAACACCCUGGAACGCCUCGUCUUUCACCUUGUGAGAAUUGCCCUGCAGGAAGAUACUAAUCGGAUGUCAGCGAAUGCUCUGGCCAUUGUAUUUGCUCCCUGUAUUCUCCGCUGUCCUGAUACCACUGACCCACUGCAGAGCGUUCAGGACAUCAGUAAAACAACCACCUGUGUGGAAUUAAUUGUCGUAGAGCAAAUGAAUAAAUACAGAGCCCGCCUCAAGGACAUCAACAGCCUGGAGUUUGCUGAGAACAAAGCAAAGAGCAGGCUGUCUUUGAUCCGGAGAUCGAUGGGUAAAGGUCGCAUAAGACGUGGAACCUACACAAGCCCGACCUCUCCUGUUGCAGUACGAUUGCCCUCAGUGUCAGAUGUCCCAGAGGAGACUGUGAGCAGUGAGGAGGCUAUGGAGAUGGACGUCACAGAGCAGCAGCAGGCAGCCAUGCAGCAGGAGGAGAGGGUGCUGACCGAACAGAUUGAAAGCUUGCAGAAGGAAAAGGAGGAGCUGACUUUUGAGAUGCUUGCGCUGGAGCCCCGAGCCUCUGACGAUGAAACCCUGGAGUCUGAAGCUUCCAUUGGCACUGCCGAUAGCUCUGAAAAUUUGAACUUUGACUCUGAAGGAGCAAUCUCUGACCGAUCAGAGAGAAGUUUAGCACUUAGUUCGCUGAGGCCCGUCAAGACUGAAACCUCAAGCAGGUUGCGAAGGCACCUGAGGAAGCAGCAAGACUCUGUGGACUCAGUAGACUCUUCUGUUUCUUCUUCGUCUCCAACUUCUUCUUGCUUACCUCACAUGACCAGGAAGCGAUUCCAAAUGUACUCCAAGCCACCCUUCUAUCGUGCAGGGUCUUCUGGUGACACCACAGAGACGAGGCUUGGACUUGAAGGGUCACCAGGGCAGCUCAGGGGUCUGGAAGACAGGCCCCAGUUCACCAGCAGAGGGACGUUCAACCCCGAGAAAGGCAAGCAGAAACUGAAGAAUGUGAAAAACUCACCCCAAAAAACCAAAGAGCUCCCUGAGGGAGCAGCUGGGGCAGGCCGGAAAAGAAACGCUGAAGCAGACUGCAGCAGCACCCAGCAAUUGGUUCUUUUUGGGAACAACGAGUUCAUGGUGUGAGCCAGUUGUCUGAAAUCUCACCAUCAUCGCAGAAAAGCGUGAGCAUCUCACCUAUGGCAUCUUCCCCCUCACCGUCACCGCUGCCACCACCGUUGUAGACUUGCUGCCAGUUGCCCAUGCAAAACAUUUGCUCACUAAUUGCUUGGGCUUCCAGCCUUUCAUUGCCAGCGCUAAAGGGAGGAGAUGACUAACUCUUAACAAAAAAGUCUGUUGGGGGACAGUUUCAGCAGUGGCCUUAGCUGUUUUUAAUCAUUUGGAAUUCAAAAACUAUCAGUUUUUUGGGUGUUUUUUUUUUUGACUGGUGACUUGAAACGAAAGAAGAGGAACUGGGGGAAGAAUUGCUGGUGAGUUCUGGUUUGCUUCCCACCUGCCUUUGCCAUUCUGAACCGAGGAAACGGGCAUCGGGAAGAGAAGCUGCCGUAAGCCACCCACAGGAUAUCAGAGUUGGAAGAGUUGGUCCGGGCCUGUUUUGACUCACUUGGUGAAAGUUGCAGACUUUUUGGUUUGUGUUGUUGCGCUGGGAAGAAGCAUACACUCCUCACAAGGAACCACAGACUGAUUCUUUGUUCAGAGCUAUUUAUAAUGCACUCCACGUUGUUGUCAGGUGAUAAUAAUAAAAAGCUAUCAUUUCCAUUCAAGCAAUUGGAGCAUGUCUCAAAGCACCCACCACGUAAACCUGCAAUGAAAAGAGUAAUUUUUUAUUUUAUUUUUUACUUUGGUUUGUUUUGUUGGUGAUGAGAGAGCAGAACAAAAUCAAUGCCAAUUUGACUCCUGGUUAGGUAAAGCCAAAAAUGUUGUGCUGAAUUUUGCAUAGCCAUAACUAGUCCUGUUGUGAUUGAGGCACAGAACAGGGUUUCUAAUGAGCAAAAGGAAUCGUUGGUAAUACACAUCUGGCAUGUUACAGCAGCCUCACAGUCCCUUAGGGCUGCCUGCUUUUAUACACCAAACGAGUGAACAAUGGCACCUGAGCUUAACAGUUCCACCAAUGGACAGGGACGUCUGUCACGUGGCAAAACUCGCGCGGCCAAAACCUCACUGUUUUAAUGGCAUUGUAAAAGCAAGUGCAUGGAGAAGUGUUAAGGAUAUCUGCCAAAAGUAAUCUUUUUUUAAAAAAAUGUGAUCUAACCAACUUUCUUCUCUAUUUCUCAGACCAUCAGUAUUAAAAAAGAAAGGAAAAAAAAUCAAGGACUACUUGAAGCUAUUUUUGUUUAUAUUAUGGUUACUGAAGUUCACUGUAAAUAUAAUUUUUAUAGUUUUUUGGGUUUUUUUUAAAUAUUUUUCCCCAGGUAGAAUGUAUUUGCCAGGAGAAGGACAGAAGGAGGGGCGGUACCGUAGACCUAGAACCUAGCACUCUAGCUGAGAAAGCAAAGCAGCCAUUUUUUUGCCACAUUGUGUCAUCAAGCUCCUGUGCAUUGGUCUUCAAGCAUCUGAGAGAUUAGCAGCCUUAGAGCACACGGGGACCUGAGUGUCUUCAUCUCUCACUGCAAACCUGACACCUGCCAUCCAGGCAAGCAUGAGAGAAAUGUUUGUUUUAAAUAGGUCCUGUUAGAUCUCCCACAGUAAGAGGCACAGUGUCUUUCUGUGGAGACUGUAGUAAAAAAUAAUCCAUUGGUGUUAGGCGGGUCACUCAUUGCAUCGUCCCGUGAGUUGCCCCCAGCACAGUUGUUGCUAUUAAAUCUUGCAAAAAUCUGAGUUGUGAGGCUUAGAGGCACUGUCCGUAAUACAACUAGUUACUGAGUCCUGUUCACUGACUCAUAACUUAAAAGUAGAUGUCCUAGCCUGUCGGCACACAUUCUAGUCUGUGUCCUUAGGCACACAGAUGCAGCCUGGGAGGCCCAGAGUACCACUGAGGGCAGUGGUUACAGCUGUCUUGGUCCUCCAGAUCAACAGUUGAGCUGUGUUAGAACAGCAACACAGGCAUGUGUGCUUGACAGCUUGUUAUCUCACCUGCACCCAAGGGAAAGGGGCAGCAGUGCUGGGAGUUUCAUGGUUUGGUUGGGUAAUGUUUUCUUCUUGCUUCCUGAACGUGGAAUUUGGACUGUUCUGCAACUCUCAGCAACUGCUGUCCCUCCCCUUGCCUUCCUUGACCUGAAUUACAGCACAGCUUUGCAUCCCGACUCAACAACUGCAUGGUUCAGUUCAAAAAUGGCCCUUCCCAAGCCUGCAGAUCUUCUGGUUACUGCAUGCCUGGCUUCUGAUAUGGGCAAAAAAACCCUGGGGGUGUGUUGCUGUGCUUGAGGGGCCUGUAUUAGGAGUAGGUUUAAUGCGUUGCUUGGACUUUGCUGGCAGGGAGUGAUCUAUUCUAGGCUUAUUCCUCCUCUCCUGCCUCUGAAGUGCUAUUUCCUUAGGGGGGGAUCUUUAUUUAUUUAUUCUUUGCGGUGAAAAAUGGAACUGAAGGUCAUGGUACAGGAGUGGUGGUAACACAGGGCUGCAGCAGGGAUGUGCGGUUUCUGUUCUGACCUCUCUGGAUGGAAUCGCAUCAAAGUUCACUCUACCCUUGAUAGGUUUGUAGGUCUGUAAUGAUUUCCCAGAUCAAUCAAGAAGCCUCUGAGGUGGGGUGUGUUCAUGAAGGUGGAAAGUUAUUAGGGAAACAUGAUGGGGCCCCAAGAUCCUUCAAAAGCCAGCUAAUACAAGGACGGAAAAGCAAACGUACUGUGUCUGCUGCUGUUUCAACCAGAACUGAGUGCAUGAUGCCCAGCACAGUAAUAGACCCGAGUACAGUUUUAAAAUAAAUGCAGACUGGUUAACCUGGGCAUGAGAAGUACUGGCUUACAUGCCUGACUCCCCCUGAAUUGCAUGGAAAAUCGGCCCUUUGCAGCUGAUUAUGAUAAGAAAUGGUUACCCUGUUUAAAGAAAAAAAGUCAGCGGUUUUCUCAGUUCAGGUUAAGUCUAAAUUUAACCUGCUCACAAGUAAAGAAGAUUUGUUUCUCCUUGGCUGUCAGCCCUUUGAGCUCACCCUGGGCUCUGAGAGUUGAGUAGAGUCCUUUUACCUGCCUCAUUUCUCCUUACUGGUACGAUUGGUUUGCCACUGGAGCUUAGUUACCAAUUCCAAGUAUGUGGGGGUCAGAAGGAAGUCCAGUCAGAUGAGCCUGAGCAGUCCCAGGGAGCAGUUACUGGGCCACUUACGCACACACUUUUUCCCCAUUGCUGCACUUUGGUAUCUGAUGCAACCAGGCAAGUUGCUCCAUAAAAGCAAGCUCUGAGCAGCCCCGUGCUGCUCCCUUUCAGGGGCUUCCAUGCAGAAUUGUUCAUGUUUAAAAGUCCAAACACAAACUGUUUGGCACCAGCACAGUAGGCUCCAAACCUGCUUGUUGCUGCGCCCCUAGAAGCCUGGGGCUUGGAAUGCCGGGCAGAUGCACACACCGUUCGCCUGGCCGGGUAUACUGGGACUCAGAAGAUGUGCUGGGGUCAUCAGUAAAGGUUCCAUUUUUACAGUAACUUGGAAUCGCUUAUCUGAGAGGGAUGGAAAAUCAUUGCCUUAGUGGUUCCCCCAGCAGGAAUUCUUAGAAAUAGGCUGCUGGCUCGUUUCUGAGAGGGGAUUAUGCCUGCUUGUUUUCUUCUGAGGGUUUUAGCUCCCCACCAACCUGCCCCAUCUCCCAUUGAACUGUGAGUUUUUGCAAGAGCAAGAGGUCAAGGUGGGAAGGGAAAAUGGCACUUUGACACACUGCACUUGUUGGCACCCCCUUCAGGGUCUACUCAUUGCAACCUCGUCAUUUAACCUUGAGAUCCCACACUCAAUACCCAGCCGUGCAAAAGCCUCGUGUGUAUACCCUGUAUGCCAGAGGUCUUUCCUGUUGGGUAUGGAGGUCUGCAUGUAGGUAUGGAGGCUGCUGCAGUCAGGAUGGGAGGAAGGGUAUGUGUGCGUCUGUGUUGGGUGGUGGUCAUCUUCCUCUCAGAGGACUUAGAAAGGGGUGCAGACACAGAGAAAUCAGCACAUCCCCACCUCACUACUUCAGGCGUUUUGGUCUGCCCCAGAGGCUCAUGAAAAGUCUUGGCCAUAGCCCUAGGCUUCAGACACACUCCUUGCACCUAGAUUCCCCCUCUCCUGAUGCAAGAGCAUUCAUUUCAGCCGGAAACCCCUUCACCUGUUCUCUCUUUACUCAUGUCUCUGAGUGGGAGGGACAGUGAACCGGUUUGAGUGGGUCCAGACUGUGUUUUUCUGUUUUUGUUGCUGUUUAAUUAUUUUGAACACAGGCGCAGGGAAGACCAAGGUUUUUGUUUCGUUCCCCGUCCAUGUUCAGCCUGACGCCUGUCUUCCAGUCCUCUUGUACAGUAGGUAAGCAGUAGGUUUCCAGCUGUGAUCCACUCCUUGUACCAAGUGAAUGUACUUACCACUGGAAAGGACCUGGGCUGCAUAAUUAUUAUUAUUAUUAUUAUUUUUAAUGGAAUUUUUUUUAGUAAUUUAUAAGUAUGCUGAGUGUAAAUUAAAAAAAAAUAAAGUAUGUAUUGUAAAAGGAUAUAUUAUCCUGUGUCAUACUCUCUAUAAAUUUUACCUGUUUAAAGAGUGAAUAAUUAUAUAAAGGAGAGAGGAUUUAUCGUGCCCACCGAGCCAGGUUGUGUGCAAUUCUGCAGUCAACUGGCACUUUGUAAUUUCUUGUCAGCAGGUUCUCUUUAUUUUUUUUUAAUUAAUGUUAUUUUUCUCCUUCUGGAACGAGGCCGUCAUAUGUAUAAAGUGCAAUUUGUGUAAUAUUUCUUAAAUAUAUACUGUAUGGCUGUACAAAAAUGACUUUAUGAACAAAUAACCCCUAGCUUACUAAAGAACAAAGCUAUUAAAAAUAAAGAAUGAGAGCACUUGA